Messenger RNA from Bipolaris oryzae ATCC 44560, 195 nucleotides. RefSeq lists its product as uncharacterized. NCBI's taxonomy places the organism in Eukaryota, Fungi, Ascomycota, Dothideomycetes, Pleosporales, Pleosporaceae. The annotation marks the transcript as partial. The transcript has a single exon. The record is from RefSeq and is a predicted model, not a curated record.
GGUGCCACGCCUUCCCUCGAGUGUACCGAUUCCUCAACAGCCCCGACCUGCGCUUGCGCUUGUUCAAAUGGCGUCACCUUCAACCAGAAACUCUCCCUGAAUUCUUUGACCACUCCAACUACGCCUUCCGAUGAUACCUGUCAGAAAGACAAGGUCGGGUGUCUUCAGCGCGAGCAACAACUAACGAUGCAACUC